GUUGACAUGUCCGAUCUUGAGGUGUCAAUAAAUUCCAUGACACGAUCAAGUUGUCUCGAUGUCUUUUGUUUUUUGUGAGGUACAGCCCGAAGUCGCCAUUGUUUGGCUUUCUGAACAACUCAAUUAACACUAUCUUUACUGGUUUUGUUUGUUCAAGUCGUUUGUUAAUAAUUAAUUAGUGUUUGGAAGAAAAUGAUCGAGUUUACGGAGGACUGGCUCAUGCACAAGAGCAUCCUGGGCGAGGGGGCUUACGGAGAAGUCAAGCUGAUUGUUAACAAACACACCAACGAGAAAGUCGCUUGCAAGAUAAUCAACUACGGGAAGAAGGACGAUGUGCAGGUUAACAUCAACAAAGAAGUGAUCAUACACAAGAUGCUGAACCACGAGAACAUAAUCAAGUAUUUUGGGCGACGGAGGGAGCCUCUGAGGGAGUACAUCUACCUGGAGUACGCCUCCAGAGGCGAGCUCUUCCAGAUGAUUGAGCCUGACGUAGGCAUGCCGUCCUCCCUGGCCCAACUUUACAUGAAGCAGCUAUUGAACGGGUUACACUACUUGCACAACUUAGGGAUCGUGCACCGCGACAUCAAACCCGAAAAUCUCCUAAUAAACGACGACGGGGUGUUGAAAAUCAGUGAUUUUGGAAUGGCAACUUUGUUCAGGUGUAAGGGCAAAGAGCGGCUUUUGGACCGCCGCUGUGGCACGAAGCCUUACUGCGCCCCUGAAAUACUACUAAGGCCCUAUCGGGCCCAACCUGCCGACAUUUGGAGCUGUGGCAUCGUUUUAAUAGCAAUGUUGACCGGAGAAUUGCCUUGGAGCGACACAUUUAGCGAAGAAUUCGUCAAUUAUAAGAACGAUAAUUACAUCACAGUCACACCUUGGAGCAAACUGGGCAAUGCCACGCUCAGUCUGAUCCGAAAAAUCCUGGCAAUUGAGCCAAACAAGCGACUGACGAUUCAGGAAAUCCUGAAGCACCCCUGGAUGAAGUACAACUUUGACGACCAAAAAACCGAUGUCGUGGACGAUUCCAAUUUGAAUCCCGUUAAGCGUUUCAAUUCGAUGAUGGAGACUGAAACUCGCGUGCAUCGCACCAAUCCGAUUGUGAUAUUGUCUCAGCCGACUCCAGCCGUGCGUCCGCCGUCUAUAGACCAGCUGGUGACUGAUCUCAGGACAAACCGCGAACUUGUGUGCUUCUCGCAGCCCACUCAUAACGACGAUAUGCUUCUGAGCUCCCAAAUUCAAUUCAAUGAGACUCCACUCACCAAAGAUAACUUUAAUAAUCUAGUUAAGAGAAUGACGAGAUUUUAUGUUACCACUAAUUACGAGAAAACUUUGGAAGUUUUGUGCUCUGUUCUAGAUACUUUUCAUUAUAAUUGGCAGAUUGAUGGCAACGGAGCUGUCACGAUUUCAACUGUUGAUAUUAUGAAAAAUCAACUCAUGUUUAAGACGAACGUCAUCGAAAUACAGGGGAAAAUUCUAGUGGAUUUCCGCCUAUCAAAGGGCUGUGGUAUCGAAUUUAAAAAGAAGUUCAAAAAACUGAAAGAGUGCCUUGACGAUAUUGUUGAAAAAAAUGAAUAAUUCUAGUUCCUUGUUUUUGUAUUUUUAUAUUAAAUGAUUAAAAAAUAUUAUUCGAACGGACA
Molecule: messenger RNA, 1637 nt
Organism: Tribolium castaneum (red flour beetle)
Lineage: Eukaryota; Metazoa; Arthropoda; Insecta; Coleoptera; Tenebrionidae
Gene: grp
Product: grapes
Exons: 4
Coding region: 193-1575 (460 amino acids)
Biological process (GO): protein phosphorylation; intracellular signal transduction
Cellular component (GO): cytoplasm
Molecular function (GO): ATP binding; protein serine/threonine kinase activity
Source: RefSeq, a predicted model, not a curated record